AUGGCGCUGUAUGAAACGCGUACGGCAUUCAUUCCGACGCGGAAUCGAAGCACGCGUCGAAGUAUUUUGUUUUCAUUGCUACAUUGCCGUACAGUGGUGGAGCAGCACUCCCAGGAGCUACGAGACAGUCUGAGGUAUGUGGCGUCUCACGAGACGGACUGCCCGGGUUGCCUGCCCGGGGCGGUUUUUAUGUGGUGUAAGGCGUNCCAGGUGUUCGGCGACCCGGAGUACCUGGGAGCCGCUCUCCGCGCGGGGGAGGUGGUCUGGCAGCUGGGAUUGCUCAAGAAGGGGCACGGACUGUGUCACGGGACCAGUGGUAACGCCUACGCGCUCCUGGCCCUCCAUCGCGCCGCGGGCGGGAGCCCCCUCUGGCUGCACCGGGCGAGGAUGUUCGCGGCGCACAUGGGAAGCGCAGAGGGGCGAGCGGUGUACGACACGCCCGACAGGCCCCUGUCGCUGUACGAAGGGCGGGCGGGGGCCUUAUGUCUGCUGGCGGAUCUGCUGGCUGAUGACGGAGGCUCAGCGGGCGCCAGGUUCCCGGCAUUUGAACUGCCCUAG
Molecule: messenger RNA, 558 nt
Organism: Volvox carteri f. nagariensis
Lineage: Eukaryota; Viridiplantae; Chlorophyta; Chlorophyceae; Chlamydomonadales; Volvocaceae
Exons: 7
Coding region: 1-558 (185 amino acids)
Biological process (GO): peptide modification; carbohydrate metabolic process
Cellular component (GO): plasma membrane
Source: RefSeq, a predicted model, not a curated record